CAGCGCUCGGGUAUAUAUUGGGCCGGGAAUCCAUCUAUCGGUACUCUCUCAGUCGCUCCGACUCGGGAACCAGAGCAUCAGCAGAGAUAGCAGGGAAUCAUUUGCUAAACUCCUCAGGCUAACUCGCUCUCGUCUUUGGUUCGGAAUGGAAACAUCAACUUUUACGCGGAGCCAACGCAGCUCCAUUGCGCACAACUUUAAGAGCGCUUUCUCGCUCUGGCUGGUUGUCUGGCUGGUCGUGGUAAAACCCGUGCCUGCGCAGAACUGCCCUCACCGGUGCGUCUGUUACCCGACCCCCAUGACCGUGAGCUGCCAGGCGCAAAACUUCACCAUUGUGCCCACCGGCAUGCCCUACGAAUCCCAGCGUGUUUUUCUGCAAAACAACCGCAUCACUGAACUGAGAGUGGGGUCUUUUGGUUUUGGCACACAGGUGUUGUGGCUGUUCUCCAAUAACAUAACCUGGAUUGAGGCUGGAGCAUUCAGCGAGCUCCGUGAUCUGGAGGAGCUCGAUUUGGGCGACAACCCUCACCUGCACCGCCUUGAGGGAGGAGCUUUUCGUGGCCUGGAGAAACUCCAGAGCCUCCACAUGCACCGCUGCCGUCUGGCUGCCCUCCCCCAUGACAUCUUCCACAAGCUCUACAGUCUGCAGUUCCUCUACCUGCAGGAGAACCAACUCCACUUCAUCCAAGAUGAUCUCUUCGCUGACCUGAUCAACCUCAGCCAGCUCUUCCUGCAUGGCAACCGCAUCCGCACCCUGUCCGAGAAUGUGUUUCGCGGUCUGGUCAACCUCGACAGGCUGCUGCUGCACGACAACAGGGUCCGACAGGUCAACCGCCGCGCUUUCCGUGACUUGGGCCGGCUGACCAUGCUGUUCCUCUUCAACAACUCCCUGUCAGAGCUGCCCGGUCAAGCCAUGCGUGACGUCGCCUCCAUCCAGUUUCUGAGGCUGAACAACAAUCCCUGGGCAUGCGGCUGCGAGGCUCGUCCUCUUUGGGAGUUCUUCAGAGGUGCUCGUUUGUCCAGCUCCGAGGUGCUUUGUGCCUCCCCAGCUCCUCGUCGUGGAGAAGACCUGCGCUUCCUGAGGGAGAUGGAUUUCGCUCUGUGCCCACUUCCUGAUCCCGGCUCAGUCUCUGGCACCACCACCACCACUUUCAGCACCAAGACCCGCUGGUGGUUCUCCAAACACAAGCCCGUCAGCACUUCCAAGGGCAUCUUCGAGAAGAACUCCGAGAUUAAGGCGUUCCCCUUCACUGGAGGGAAAUCACAGAUCACAUCCACAUCUACAAAGUACGAGCUUGGGGAGGAAGAGGCUUUACUUCCCAAGCUCGACCCGGAAGAGUACUGGGCCAACUAUGGCAAUGAAGAUGCAGGCAUGACCUCACGCUGCUUCGAGCUUGAGUGUCCCCCUGAAUUUGACUCUCUGCCACCUUCAGCUUCUUCUUCUCACUCUUCACCUUCAGUUCUUUUGCUGCUGUCUGUGUCUGUCUUGACUGUGUGCACCCAUCUGCUGUUUGGCUGAAUCUAUCUAUCUCCGAAGACUCUCACUUCCCUAAUUUUUCUCCUCUCUGGAGGAGGGAAAACCCCUUUGCUCAAAUUAACUUUUAAAUGCCUUGAUUCCUGUUUACCAUCAGCCUAACCUGUAUCUUUGUUCUGUUCAGUUUGAGCCUCUAGUUCUUUGCAUCUAGAGGGCACUAUUACUGAUGUAGGAUACAGUGGUUAAACAAGGGAACGUUGGGCAGUACAAGCCCUAAACGGAAAGUCAGAAAAGAGGGCUUGGUUAGCUAAGCUGAUAUGCUGUCCUUUUUUUUGAGGACAUGUAUAUUCAAAGGCAUCUCUGUCAGUCAGUGCAGACAGAGGAUAUCAAUUUCCACCUUAGGUUUACGUACAAUAUUUGUAUGCUUUUAACUUUUCAGUCACUCUAAGUGCUUCUAUGAUAGUUGUAAUUAUAGCUUGUGAUGUCACUUCGACACCCUCUAACUUUCUAUUAAUGCUGUCAGUGCUAAAGGUUUCAUUAUUAGAGAAUGGUUCAUCGCAAUAGCUUCAUAAGCACAGCAUUAGGUUACAUUUUCUUUGAAUGCAGUGAUUGGAUGUAAGAGCUGAAGAAUCAUUCAAGGCUAGAUGUGCGAAAACGAAACACGGGAGAAUAGCAGGACAGGUACAGAGAAAUAUGAGUUGGAGAUUACAAUAUGAUUGUAAAGAGAAUAAACAGAGAUAGAGCGAAACAAGCGAAAUCUGGGUACGCACAAGGGAAGGCGAAAACGAAAUUUCAUUACAUCACCCACCAGCUAUGACAGCAAUUAUCACUCGUGUAAAUAUGACACGUUGGCAGAGGGAGCUGUAAAUAGCGCUGUGAACGGCCUUAUGUUUGUCACUGUUGAUUGGCCAAAAAUGUCACUGUGAGUAAUGUCAGUUGUGAUAUUAUUUCUAUGACCAGUGCAUGGAAAGAUCAACCAAUGGCAGAUAAGUGAGUAAAUGCAAUUUUUUCUCCAAAAUGCAUCAGGUUUUGUCAUUUUAAAACUGAUUCAGUUUGUCUUUACAAGACUUUCAUUAUUCCAAAUUCACGUGUAGCUGCCUUUUCUCACUUCUAGGGAGAUAUUGGCAAAUGUUGAUCCAUUUCAGUUUAACCAGUCAGUCAGUAGCCAAUCACUACUAUAGGGCUGAAUUUCAAAAAAGGACAAUAUAUUUGUAUGUAACGCUAAUGAUUGUAUGGAUGUGACAGAUUGGUUGACAUAGAAAUACAUGUCUACCAUUGGUCAAUGACAGAAGCAAUAAUGGAUGCAUGAAAUGCUCUCUGCUUCUCAAACCUCUUCCAUUUGUCCUUAUCUGUUUUUUCAGUCUUACCUAGCUUUUUCCUCUUUCUAACUAGAGAGAUGGAGGGCAAUAAGAAACAGAGACAGGGCUAUUGAGAAAACAUGAUGUGUACAACUAAGAGUAGAGGAAGAGAGAGAGAAAAAGAAGGAUGGGGUGGUGGAUGUGGGUGGUAGAGAGCAAGAGAAAGGCGAUAAAUAAUGGACAAGUGAAAACGAAGAAAAAAUGCAAUGCAGACUCAAAUUAAUGGAGCUAGAUCAUACUGUUGUCAUCUUUAGGUACGGUUAAUUCUAGCAAUAUCCUGUCUGAUGUUAACCAUUAGAUAUUAUGGAAGCAAAUAAUACUGCCAUCUUUGUCCCACAGGUAUUUUAUAUGUUGCCACGGUACAUUUACUGUAUGUCUCAUGUAUAAUGAUUUAAGUGUCUUUUAUGUAAAAUAUGAGUUGGACGGGUCAGGUCAAACUGCCUUGAGGUGCUCUCGAGUGACCAUAUUUGUGAGGUCACUCAAAGAUGACCAAAGCAUUAGUUAUACCUUUGUACCCAGAAUGUAUGAUGCAUUUAAAUGUAAGACUGUGAAAGAAUGAGCUGUUUUUUUCUAUACAAACAUGAAAAAAGUGUUGGAAAGCAUGAUAAAAAAAAUA
Messenger RNA from Paramisgurnus dabryanus, 3448 nucleotides. RefSeq names its product reticulon 4 receptor-like 2 a (gene rtn4rl2a). The record is from RefSeq and is a predicted model, not a curated record. NCBI's taxonomy places the organism in Eukaryota, Metazoa, Chordata, Actinopteri, Cypriniformes, Cobitidae. Gene Ontology annotation, molecular function: protein binding. Gene Ontology annotation, cellular component: plasma membrane.